Molecule: messenger RNA, 945 nt
Organism: Talaromyces marneffei
Lineage: Eukaryota; Fungi; Ascomycota; Eurotiomycetes; Eurotiales; Trichocomaceae
Exons: 6
Coding region: 1-945 (314 amino acids)
Biological process (GO): mitochondrial phosphate ion transmembrane transport
Cellular component (GO): mitochondrial inner membrane
Molecular function (GO): phosphate transmembrane transporter activity
Source: RefSeq, a predicted model, not a curated record
AUGGUAGAUUGUUUAGAUAGGAUGGCAACAAACGAAAAGAGCUUGCCCUUUGGCAAGAUUGAGCCUUACUCCCCAAAGUAUUUCACCAGCUGUGCUUUGGGGGGUAUUAUCGCUUGCGGCCCAACACACACCGCUGUCACACCCCUCGAUCUCGUCAAAUGCCGCCGCCAGGUCGACCCCAACAUCUACAAAUCCAACCUCUCCGCGUGGCGCUCCAUCUUCGCGAAAGAAGGAAUUCGCGGAGUCUUCUUCGGCUGGUCGCCCACUUUUGUCGGGUAUUCUUUCCAGGGAGCCGGUAAAUACGGUCUCUAUGAAGUGUUCAAGUACUGGUACGGCGAACAACUCUUCCCCAACACGAACCGGACACUCGUCUACCUCGGCGCCAGCGCCAGCGCAGAAUUCUUCGCGGAUAUGGCGCUCUGUCCGUUUGAAGCUAUCAAAGUCCGUAUGCAAACCACUCUCCCUCCAUACGCAUCCACUCUCCGUGAAGGGUGGAGUAAAGCCGUUGCUCAGGACGGGUUUGGUGGGUUGUACAAAGGGUUGUAUCCGCUUUGGGCACGUCAGAUCCCUUAUACCAUGACCAAGUUUGCGACGUUUGAGGAAGUGGUCAACAUGAUCUAUAGAGGGUUGGGCGGGCCCAAGGAGAGCUAUAGUAGGUUGACGCAGACGGGGGUUAGUUUUGCGGGUGGUUAUCUCGCGGGUAUUUUGUGUGCGAUUGUUAGUCAUCCGGCGGAUGUGAUGGUUAGUAAGUUGAAUGCUGAACGGAAGGCUGGCGAGAGUGCAAUGACCGCCGUCUCGCGCAUCUACAGUAAAAUUGGCUUCGCGGGACUGUGGAAUGGUCUGCCUGUCCGUAUUGCCAUGCUGGGUACCUUGACUGGUUUCCAGUGGUUGAUCUACGACUCGUUCAAGGUCUUUUUGGGUCUUCCUACCACGGGCGGUCACUAA